Molecule: messenger RNA, 510 nt
Organism: Linum trigynum
Lineage: Eukaryota; Viridiplantae; Streptophyta; Magnoliopsida; Malpighiales; Linaceae
Source: the annotation of a GenBank genome assembly
AUGGUGCUGCCCUUGCUAAAGCUCGGCACCUUAGCAGUCAAGACGCUGAGCAAGCCGCUGGCUAGUAAGCUCAAGCAGCAAGCUGCUUACCACCCUAAGUUCCGCCAAAUCAUCAUCAACAUGGCGCAGUUGAAUCACCGAAUCUCGACGAGGAUGCAACGGCGGAUCUACAGCCACGCUACCGAUGCGGAGAUUCGGCCGUUGAACGAGGAGAAAGCUGUCCAGGCCGCCGUCGAUCUCAUCGGCGAGUUAUUCGUUUUCACGGUAGGAGUAGGUGUUCUGAUCUUCGAGGUACAAAGAAGUUCUAAAUCAGAGGCUCGAAAAGAAGCAGCAAGGUUGCAAGAACUAGAGGAAAUGAGGCAAAGAGAUGAAGACUUGGCAAAAGAACUGGAGUCUUUGAAACAAAAACUGGAUGAAAUCGAGCAGCUUGCCAAGAGCAGAGGACUCAGUGGCAUUUUCCACUUGAAACCCUCAAGUAAAGAACACGAGAAAACAACAAAACCAGCAUAA